AUUGUUGCUGCUACCAUUGCCAUCAUCUUCACUCCUAGUUUUCAACUAAUGAUACGGACUUUUGCUUUCACAAACAGGAGAGACAGUUUUAUAACACACAGGGCCUUCUGUGAUGCCUUAGCUGAAGAGACCGCAAGAGUUUCUGCAGCAUCCAGCAUCAACAACAUGGCUCCGAUGAGCGAAGCCAAUUAUCUUUUCACUGGCGGUUCGGGGAGAUCUAAUAUGCUGCAGAGCUUCUCCUCCAAUAUUGAGCCUAAUAUAUCCAACUGCGAGGCCAAUGAUCAGGCUAGACCCGGGCUUUCGUUGUGGAUGGGCCAUGGCAUUCAAAGCGGUGAGCCCUUAAGCAGCACUCCCACCCUCUCAGAUAUCAAUCAAAUUGGACCGGUGGGUGCCGGAACCUUGUAUGGCGAUCUCUUCACUUCAUGUUCAAAUGCGCAGCAACUCAACACCCAGUUAAGUUGGAUGUGCGGCAACAAGCUCUGGCCUACAAGCACUUGUGAGCUAACGGGCACCUCAAUUCCAACAACCCCCAUGAAGGAGGUCGGCUGCUCGCGGUCUCUCCUCACAAGCAUUCCUUCCUUGUUUAGCACUCAGCAUCAGCAACAUCAAGCACCAGUAUCGGAUAUGUCUGCGACGGCAUUGUUGCAAAAAGCCGCACUAAUUGGUGUGACUCCCACCAUUCCAUUUAGAGGGAGUUCCGGGCCAUUGAAAUGCCAAGACACUCAGAUCGAAGAUGCUGGCAAAAAUGAUGGAUUUUUCAAUUCAAACCAACUAAGCAAUCUAGAGAACAUUGUAAAUGGUUUCACAGCAUCAAACGGUAUGCUCAUCGAAAGACACCGCAGCUCUCUAAUGGAUGAUCUGAAAGGAGGAGGAGAGACCAAGGAUUUCUUAGGUGUUGGGGUGCAGACUCUCUGUCCCUCAUUAAUCAAUGGAUGGAUCUGAGACUUGUUAGGCUCGUAUGUUACGAACUUACCCAUGGAAAGCAUAUAGCUGUUAAGGGAAAAGGAAUUAGUAUGGAGAACUAACACUCCUGCAAAUUUUGCAAGAAAGAAAAGGUUGUAUUGUUGCUUGAUGGGAACUGAUGGAUGUGUUCAGAGAGCCUAUAUGCAUUUCAAAGUGACAGUAAGAGAUCCAUGCAUAUUCUUCAAAGACCCUGAAAAGCACAGUUCUAUGGUGCUGCUUUAGUUUUGGAAAGAGUGAGUGGUAGGGCAGGCAAAAAGAAAGAGCACCAUCUUCUUAGCUUUAUUAUUGCAUUUCAUCUCUUUUGGUGUGGUUAUCUGUUUAAGCUGGAUUUUAUUAAUUUUAGUGU
This is a messenger RNA of Phoenix dactylifera (date palm), 1309 nucleotides long. NCBI's taxonomy places the organism in Eukaryota, Viridiplantae, Streptophyta, Magnoliopsida, Arecales, Arecaceae. The record is from RefSeq and is a predicted model, not a curated record.